AUGGAGGAAGCGCCGGAGCUGACCGGCCCGAGGAUCUCCUUCUCUCACGACGGCGUCGUGGCGACUGCGGGAGCGGCGACACCGGGGCAGGCUGUGAGGUUGGAGUUGGACACAUCGUCGAGGCGGCUUCCCGAGCCGGAGUUCGACUUCGCCAACGCGGCCGCGGCGGAUGUCGCCCCGGCUGGUCGUCUCUUCGCCGGCGGGAAGCUGCUGCCCGUGCCGCCGUUGCCACCGGUUCAUCCCAAGCCAAGCCCGUGCAAGCAGCAGGCGAGAGGCAGCGUGAAGGCUCCGCAGCAGCCGGCGAGGCGGCCGUGUUCUUGGACGUCCCCGUUCACCCGCAGCUGCAGCGUGAAUUCCGCCACGACGGCAACGGCUAGCGCAACGACGGCGCCGAGGUCGGCGCCGGGGAGCUUCAGCUGCCCGUCAUUCCCGCUCAUGCGGAGCCGGUCGGCCGGCUCGGCACAGAGUGGCUUCGGCAGCGUCGUCUCGGGCGGCGGCGGCCACCGGCCGCAGCACAAGAAAGCCGGCGCUACAGCAGCAGCAAGUAACGGCGGUAGUACAAGAGCAGCUUACUACUACGGGGGCAGUAGAAACGGUAGCUCCGGCCAUGGCGUUAGGGUUAGUCCGGUGAUCAACGUGCCAUCCAUUGGCACCAGCAUGGUGAACAUGCUGAGCUACUUGCUCUGCGACUGUGGCAACAAGACCACCAAGAACAGGGGCUUCGGAGUUAAUUGCUAAUAGCUAGUGGGUAGCUAGAUAGAAGCUGUAAACAAUCAAACAAUUGUACUCAUGGUUGCUAGAUUCUAAAAGAUUGGAGUACUACGUACUAGUCAAUUGGGCUAUACUGUGAUCGAUUUCGCUAGUUUGACGUUGAUGAUGAU
Molecule: messenger RNA, 881 nt
Organism: Oryza brachyantha (malo sina)
Lineage: Eukaryota; Viridiplantae; Streptophyta; Magnoliopsida; Poales; Poaceae
Exons: 1
Coding region: 1-738 (245 amino acids)
Source: RefSeq, a predicted model, not a curated record